Messenger RNA from Coffea eugenioides, 1353 nucleotides. Its product is annotated as phospholipase A1-IIgamma-like. Gene Ontology annotation, biological process: lipid metabolic process. Gene Ontology annotation, molecular function: glycerophospholipid phospholipase A1 activity. Lineage: Eukaryota; Viridiplantae; Streptophyta; Magnoliopsida; Gentianales; Rubiaceae. The record is from RefSeq and is a predicted model, not a curated record. The transcript is spliced from 5 exons. The coding region runs from base 10 to 1353 and encodes 447 amino acids.
GAUAAAAAGAUGGAUAGCAUAGCCAAAAGAUGGGAAGUUCUCAGCGGCAAUAACAACUGGGAUAGCCUAUUGGAUCCUCUCGAUUACGAUCUUCGUCAAUACAUCAUUCACUAUGGAGAAAUGGCUCAAGCAACUUAUGAUUCUUUCAAUACAGAGAAGGCAUCAAGGUAUGCAGGAAGUUGCCUCUAUGCAAAGAAAGAUCUUUUCGCUAAGGUUGGCCUUGAGAAUGGCAAUCCCUUUAAGUAUCGUGUGACAAAAUACUUGUACGGGACAUCAUCGAUCCAACUUCCUGAGGGUUUUAUCUUAAAAUCGUUCUCAAGAGAGGCAUGGAGCAAGGAAUCAAAUUGGAUGGGUUAUGUUGCUGUGGCGACAGAUGAAGGAAAAGUUGCACUAGGAAGAAGGGAUAUUGUGAUUGCUUGGAGAGGAACAGUUAGGAGUUUGGAAUGGGUUAAUGAUCUUGAAUUUGUUUUAGUCUCAGCACCUAAGAUUUUCGGUGAAAAUGAUGAUCCUAAGGUGCAUCAAGGUUGGUACUCCAUCUACACAACAGAUGAUUCAAGAUCACCUUUCAACAAGACCAGUGCUAGAGACCAGGUUCUGGACGAGGUCAGGAGGCUGGUGGAGGAAUUCAAAGAUGAGGAAAUUAGUAUAACUGUAACAGGUCACAGCUUGGGUGCCGCGGUGGCAACCCUAAACGCGGUGGACAUAGUUGCUAAUGGAUUCAACAAAUCUCUAGAGAAUCCAGGCAAGGCUUGUCCUGUCACAGCCUUUGUGUACGCGAGCCCUCGAGUUGGGGGUCAGGGCUUCAAAAAGGUGUUCUCUCAGCAACAAAACCUUCGAGUCCUACGUAUUCAUAAUUCCCUAGAUGUUGUUCCAAAUUAUCCAUUGCUAGGAUAUGCCGAUGUCGGCGAAGAGUUGCGAAUUGAUACAACUAAAUCAAAGUACCUGAAAAAUCCUGGAAAUUUGUCAUCUUGGCAUAGCCUGGAAUGCUACAUGCAUGGAGUCGCGGGAAAACAAGGGCUUCAAGGAGGAUUCNGCCUUGAAGUAUCUUCGGACAUUGUUUUGGUGAAAAGCUGGACAGAGAUUGAGGGGAAAUACAUUGAUCACUUAUCAUCCUGUUGUGGGAAGAUGAUUGUAGCUGUAGCAUUGUUUUCAAAGAGUAAUGAGUUUCUGCUCAUAAUUGGUAUAUGCGUCUAUUGCAGGCAAUUGGUGUCAAAAAUGGCAAAAAGAAGUAAAUUUCCAGAAGACCAGUCCUUUCAGGGCGUGCCCACGCCAGAGACCGUAGGGUUGCGUGAAAAAGACGGACCGCGUGGACCAUCCUUGGGUGCUGCCGCAAUUCUUGGGAAACAUGCUUGA